Messenger RNA from Brassica oleracea var. oleracea, 909 nucleotides. RefSeq lists its product as uncharacterized. NCBI's taxonomy places the organism in Eukaryota, Viridiplantae, Streptophyta, Magnoliopsida, Brassicales, Brassicaceae. The transcript is spliced from 2 exons. Bases 1 to 909 code for a protein of 302 amino acids. The record is from RefSeq and is a predicted model, not a curated record.
AUGGGUGAGAAAGAAAAAAAUCAGUAUAGCCUAUGGAAUUCAGAGGAAACCAAGGUUUUGAUAGAAUUACUUGUGGAGGGGAUUCAACGUGGAUGGCGGGACAGUAACGGUAUAAUGAACAAAGCAACGGUGGAACAUAAAAUACUAUCAGUCUUGAAUGAAAGACUUGGAUGCCAAAAAACCCACAAGCAUUACCAAAGCAGAAUCAAGUUCUUGAAGGGUCAAUAUCAAUGUUAUGUUGAUCUUUUAAACAACAGCUCAUGCUUUGGAUGGGAUCCUAUCAUGAAAAGAUUUGUGGCUUCUAACGAAGUAUGGAAUGACUAUUUAAAGGGUCAUCCUAAUCACAAGUUCUUACGCUAUGACUCUAGUGAACAGUUUGAUGAUUUGAAAAUCAUAUUUGAUUGUGCAACUGCUAAUGGUAGUUCUUCAAUUGGCUUGGGUGAUACCACAGAUGCUCGCGUCUUCACGGUUGGUGACAGUCAAGCACAAGAAAACUUGAAUUUUGAGGACAUCAGUGAUGAUGUUUAUGUUCAGCAACCAUCCCCAGAAAAUGUUGUUAAAAGGCGUGUGGAAAAACUUGUCUCGAGAAAACGAUCUCGAACAGACGCAUCUAGCAGUUCAGUUGAGAUAAACACUGAUCAAAGUGAUGCUAUGGUAAUGAUGACCAGUAAGAUCCUCACUUUCAUACAGCAGAGAGAAGAAAGACAACAAAAAGAAGUUGAGAAAAGAGAAGCUGAAAAGAAGAAAAAUAGUGUUUGGGAUGCUAUGAAAGAGGUUCCUAAUUUGGAUGAUCGUAUCAAAUUUAAAGCGGUGACCCUUAUCUACUCCUUAGGAAUGAAAGAUGUCUUCACUGAUAUGUCCAUAGAAGAACGCUAUGGUUGGAUCCAAAGCAACGUCAACUACGAUUGA